CCAUUUAUGGUUACAGAAAGCUUCGUAACAAGGGAACUAAGUUAGGAGUUUAGCCACAGCAAAGCAAACUCAGAGAAGUACAGGAAAGGAGAAGGGAAAAAAAAAAAAAAAAAAUCCCUUUCAGCUCUAAGUUCCACUGCUAUCACAAAUCUGUCAUGUAACAGAAGUUUUUUCAUCAGAGAAAGAACCAUUUCAUCAAAAAAAAAAGAGAUUGUUUCACAACUCUAAAUUAUGUUGGGAAAAAAGUUGGUGACUGCACAGAAGCGGGGGGAGACAAGAGCCCUGUGCCUGGGACUGGGAAUGGUCGCGUGCUCCACGAUGAUGUACUUCUUCAUUGGGAUCACCAUUGUGCCAUUCUACACUAAAAGUGUCUGGACAACAGAAACUGUGUGCAAGGUACUCAAAGCCAACAUCAAGGACAAAGUUCUCUGCGCAAACAGCGAAGGCUCAGAGGAUGAGGAUAUCUUUCCUUAUCCCUGUCUACAGGUGUGGGUUAAUCUGACAGCCUCAGGACAAGAGGUUAUGCUGUAUCAGACUGAAGAUACACUGGAAAGAAAUCCUAAGUGCUCAUACGUCCCAGGCAAGUCGGAGAACAUUAAAGAAGUUAAAGCACGAAUAGAAACAAUUGCAAGCAAUUUCAAAAAAUACCAGACUUUCCCAUGCUACUACGACCCAGGAGGAACGCAGACCAAUGUCAUUUUAAGCAGACUUUAUCCCCCGAAAGGCCUGCUCUUUGCUUUCCUUUGGCCUACACUCAUGUUUACUGGUGGAUGUCUGAUUAUUGUUCUGGUAAAAAUUAGUCAGUAUGUUUCCGUUCUUUCUGCUUGGCAGUAGAAAAUAAGUAUCUAGCCUAGAUUGUUGCAAGAUAUUAAAGUGCCUUUGUUCUGCCUGUCUUUAUCUGCAUUUUGUAACUUUUAAUAUACCAGGUGUCAAUCCAAGGGCAGGUAUUCCAGAAAAUUGAAUGGCACCCACUAUGGAUGGCAAUCCGUUACAUGAGGACAAAAUAUACAGUUGAUUCUCAGGAAUGCCUGAAAAUACCUCAUAAGAACACAGACUGAGUUACUAUCUAUUGUUUCCUUGGGCUUUCUGAGGUACAGUUGCUUUACAGAGCUACAAUUCAAGUUCACUGUUAAACUCUUGUUCCAUAUUUUAGACGGGGUCCUAAUUUUCUGUCUGGUUGAGACCAGUUGCUGCCAGAACCAUAUACAUCAUUACUGGCAGACACACCCUUUAAAUACUUCAUU
Messenger RNA from Aquila chrysaetos chrysaetos, 1244 nucleotides. RefSeq names its product potassium calcium-activated channel subfamily M regulatory beta subunit 1 (gene KCNMB1). The record is from RefSeq and is a predicted model, not a curated record. Gene Ontology annotation, cellular component: voltage-gated potassium channel complex; membrane. Gene Ontology annotation, molecular function: potassium channel regulator activity; calcium-activated potassium channel activity. Bases 232 to 834 code for a protein of 200 amino acids. Gene Ontology annotation, biological process: potassium ion transport; detection of calcium ion. NCBI's taxonomy places the organism in Eukaryota, Metazoa, Chordata, Aves, Accipitriformes, Accipitridae. The transcript is spliced from 4 exons.